AUGGUUCAUCAUUCCCGGAGGGAGUCCUUUUCCGACAUGGCCGGCUCCAUCGUUUGUCCCGACACUGAUCUUCUCUGGCCAUUCGGGAAGCUUGAUGGGCUUGAUCGGGAUGAGAUCCGGGAGACCGCGUACGAGAUCUUUUUCGCUGCGUGUAGAUCAUCACCAGGGUUUGGAGGAAGAACCGCUCUCACGUUCUACUCAAAGCACAAUGGUGGUGACAAUCAAGGAGAUGGAGUAGGAGGUGGAUCCGGGUCUGGAUUCGGAUCUUCAGGGAGGAAAGAAGUGGUGACAACACCGACAAGUCGAGUUAAAAGAGCUUUAGGGUUGAAAAUGCUUAAAAGAUCUCCCUCUAGGCGAAUGUCUACAACAAUAGGAGCAGCCUUGGGAGCCAAGUCAGCUCCUUCCUCUCCUGGUAGUGUAAACAUAGGAGGUGGUUCCUCCUUACACAUUAGCCAAGGAGCUGGGUUCUUGACCGUCCCGCCUUCUCGGCCUAGACGACCGUUAACUUCUGCGGAAAUCAUGAGGCAACAAAUGAGGGUAACGGAACAAGGUGACACUCGGCUCAGGAAAACCCUAACGAGAACGCUUGUUGGUCAAACUGGUAGGGGAGCAGAGACGAUAAUCCUUCCGUUAGAGCUUCUCCGCCAUGUUAAAACAUCAGAGUUUGGUGAUGUACAUGAGUAUCAGAUUUGGCAAAGAAGACAACUUAAAGUCCUUGAAGCUGGUCUUCUCCUUCACCCAUCAAUCCCUCUUGAUAAAACCAACAACUUCGCUAUGCGUCUCCGUGAAAUCAUCAGACAAAGUGAGACAAAACCCAUCGACACCGGGAAAGCCUCAGAGACAAUGUCCACACUUUGUAACUCUGUGGUCUCCUUAGCCUGUCGCAACACCAACCCUGAUGUGUGUCAUUGGUCUGAUGGAUACCCUCUUAACAUUCAUCUUUACGUGGCGCUUUUGCAGUCUAUUUUCGAUAUUCGUGAUGAGACAUUGGUUCUUGAUGAGAUAGAUGAGCUUUUAGAACUGAUGAAGAAGACAUGGUCAAUGCUUGGAAUCACAAGGCCAGUGCAUAACUUGUGUUUCACUUGGGUUCUGUUUCAUCAGUACAUUGUGACUUCUCAGAUGGAGCCGGACUUGCUUGGUGCCUCUCAUGCCAUGUUGGCUGAAGUUGCAAAUGACGCCAAGAAGUCUGAUCGUGAGGCUCUCUAUGUGAAGCUUUUGACCUCCACAUUGGCUUCUAUGCAAGGAUGGACGGAAAAAAGGUUGUUGAGCUAUCAUGACUAUUUCCAGAGAGGGAACGUUGGAUUGAUAGAGAAUCUUCUGCCAUUAGCAUUGUCUUCCUCAAAGAUCGUGGGAGAAGACGUGACGAUCUCUCAAGGGAAUAGUCAAGAGAAAGGUGAUGUGAAGUUGGUGGAUUCUUCAGGAGAUCGUGUUGAUUACUAUAUAAGAGCAUCUAUUAAAAACUCUUUCUCAAAGGUGAUAGAGAACCUGAAGACCAAAACUACAGCAACAGAGGAAGGAGAAGAAGCGGCGAAGAUGUUACUUGAGCUAGCUAAAGAGACAGAGGAGCUUGCUUUGCGUGAGCGAGAGUGUUUUAGCCCUAUACUUAAAAGAUGGUACUCAGUUGCAGCUGGUGUAGCCUCGGUUUCGCUACACCAGUGUUAUGGUUCAAUCUUGAUGCAGUACUUAGCUGGCCGGUCCACUAUCACUAAAGAGACUGUGGAAGUUCUGCUAACAGCGGGGAAGCUUGAGAAGGUUCUUGUGCAGAUGGUGGUUGAAGAAUCAGAGGAGUGUGAUGAUGGAGGCAAAGGGCUUGUUAGAGAGAUGGUUCCUUAUGAAGUUGAAUCUGUUAUAUUACGGCUUUUAAAGCAAUGGACUGAAGAGAAAUUGAAAACAGUUCACGAAUGCUUGAAUAGAGCAAAGGAAGCUGAGACAUGGAACCCUAAAUCAAAAUCAGAACCAUAUGCACAAUCUGCUGGAGAGUUGAUGAAGCUAGCUAAGGAUGCUAUUGAUGAGUUCUUUGAGAUCCCUAUUGGGAUUACAGAGGAUCUUGUUCAUGAUCUCGCUGAAGGAUUAGAACAACUAUUCCAAGAAUACACCGCCUUUGUUGCAUCAUGUGGUUCAAAACAGAAUUACAUUCCAACACUUCCUCCACUUACAAGAUGCAACAGAGACUCCAAAUUCAUAAAGCUUUGGAAGAAAGCUACACCGUGUACUGCCUCCGGUGAAGAUCUUAACAACCUUAGCGGCGGCGCACCAGUUAUCUCCGAUGGCAACCACCCUCGUCCCUCCACGAGCCGAGGGACACAACGCCUCUACAUACGCCUCAACACUUUACACUUCCUAAGCACUCAACUCCACUCCCUCAACAAAGCUCUCUCCCUAAACCCUAAAGUCCUCCCCGCGGCGCGUAAACGCUACCGCGAAAAGACAAACUCAUCCUCUUACUUCGACUUCACGCAAGCGGGAAUCGAAACCGCGUGCCAACAUGUCUCGGAAGUUGCAGCUUACAGACUAAUCUUCCUAGAUUCAUACUCUGUCUUCUACGAGAGUCUCUACAUAGGAGACGUCGCCAACGCGAGGAUCAAACCUGCGUUACGGAUCUUGAAACAGAACUUAACGUUAAUGACAGCGAUUCUUGCCGACCGAGCUCAAGCGUUAGCGAUGAGAGAAGUCAUGAAAGCAUCUUUCGAAGUGGUUUUAACGGUUUUGCUAGCGGGAGGACAUUCACGAGUCUUCUACCGAACUGAUCACGAGCUAAUAGAGGAAGACUUCGAGAGUUUGAAGAAGGUUUACUGCACUUGUGGUGAAGGGUUGAUUCCAGAAGAGGUGGUUGAUAGGGAGGGAGAGACGGUGGAAGGAGUUAUACAGUUGAUGAGUCAACCAACGGAGCAGCUUAUGGAAGAUUUUAGUAUCGUGACGUGUGAAUCAAGUGGGAUGGGUUUGGUCGGGACGGGACAGAAGCUUCCUAUGCCUCCCACGACAGGAAGAUGGAACAGGUCGGAUCCGAAUACGAUCUUGAGAGUUCUUUGUUAUAGAGAUGAUCGUGUUGCUAAUCAGUUCUUGAAGAAGUCGUUCCAGCUAGGUAAACGAAGAUGAUAUGAUUGUCUCCAUAUAUAAGAUGUGAUCCGUCGUGUGUAUGAGUUUCAGGGUUAUGAUUAAUGAGCCAUUUCAAUAAAAAUACUCGUUGCG
This is a messenger RNA of Eruca vesicaria subsp. sativa (arugula), 3189 nucleotides long. NCBI's taxonomy places the organism in Eukaryota, Viridiplantae, Streptophyta, Magnoliopsida, Brassicales, Brassicaceae. The record is from the annotation of a GenBank genome assembly.